Molecule: messenger RNA, 834 nt
Organism: Cyclocybe aegerita
Lineage: Eukaryota; Fungi; Basidiomycota; Agaricomycetes; Agaricales; Hemipholiotaceae
Source: the annotation of a GenBank genome assembly
AUGGCGCAGGUGGGAGAGGAUGGCGACGAAGCUUGCGGAAGUCCUCAAGAUGUUGGAGCCAAAGGUGCAUGGACGACCAGCGAAAUCGACACUCUCAACGUUCGAGAAGGCCAAAACCUCGAGCUACGUGACGAUCCUGCUCGAUUGAGCUUGGAGCAAGAACGCGGGGUGAACCAACUCUGGUCGAACGAUGUGCUCUAUCGACAUCUCUGUCUGCUGCAAGGAUUAGUUACACAGACUGAAGCCAGCGCGCGUACCUGGAUCGACGCAAUUGUCUUCCGGGCCCUGGCGAUGCUCUCAUCAUCGUUAGCGGAGCAGAGAAAGCAGCUGGUUCUUGGCCUCAAGCUACCUGUCUCCGCUACUGUUGGCCAGGCAGUCUUGAAAGGAUUCAUAGAUUACACUAUCCUCAAGGCCGGAAAGACUCCUGCUGCUUCAUUCCUACGAGCUCCUCAGCUGAGCAAACUCGCCAAAGAGUCCGACCUUGCGCUCUUCGUCGCGGAAGCGAAAGCAGUUGGCGUGCCUCUUGGUCAGCAAGUCCCACAGGCGCUGGGGGAAAUGUAUGCCUGUGCCGCAACUCUUAAAAAGGGUAUUAUACGUGGCGCGUUGACUAAUGGGCGUGUCUGGAUUUUCCUUCUUCUGAAGACAAAUGCCGAUGAGCCUGGCGCAACCUACCAUGUAUCGCACGAGGUCUCGAUUAUGGGAGCGGACCACCUUUUCCGUCCCCAGGUUGAUCCAAAGACGUGUGCGACUGUUGUUGCUAUCGUUGCUUAUUGGAUUGAACACAGCUUCGAGGAUAUUGGAGAUGAGGACUGGUUCAAGUUUGCAUCUCAAUGA